Microbotryum saponariae is the source of this 2775-nucleotide messenger RNA. The record is from the annotation of a GenBank genome assembly. NCBI's taxonomy places the organism in Eukaryota, Fungi, Basidiomycota, Microbotryomycetes, Microbotryales, Microbotryaceae.
AUGAGUAUGCAACUGAGGUCGCAUGCUCAGGACCUGGCGAGGGCCAGUGCGAGUUCGACGACGACUGACCAUCAGCAUCAUCAUCAACAUGGGUUCUUGUCGUUGAAAGGCGCUUCGUUGACCCCGAACUCGUCGUCGUCGGGCUCGACCCCACAUUCAUCAUCGACGCUCAACGGAGCCACCGACGCCGGCUUUGCCAGUGGGACGACGGCCUCCUCCAACGUGGCGCAACCUUCUACCCCUUCCCCUUUCCCUGUCACGGCACUGACCGUCCCUACACCUCAUGAGUCCGGUCUGACGAUCACGAUCGAGGUUUACCCACCCACGGGGAAUCGUACCCACCACGUGACGUCCGAAACGCUCAAAGGCAUCGUGCGCAUCAGUCGACCGCGCCUGCCCGUCACUACUGCGGGGGCGGGGAUCGAUGAAGAGGGCGGAGAUGCGGCGGAUUCUUCGGGGGUCCAAACGCCGAGAGCGCCGUUGGUGUCGUUGAUCAAGAGUUUAUCAGUUAGGUUCUAUACGGAGUCGAGGUCGUUGUAUUGGAGUUUGGUCGAUCCCAACAACGUCAAGUCGUCGAGUCAUGGGAAUGGAUCUUCGGCCACAACGACGGCGAUGGCUUCGUCGGAGAAGAAUGCGACGUCCGAGACGGCGGCUGAACAGGAACUGCGCCAGAGUUUGCAAAAGGCGACGCUGGGACAAGGAACGAAACAACUCGUUAGCAAUCCGCUUCAGAAGAUCGUCUCCCCUGAUGGCAAACAGUCGACAAAGAAGGCUGCUGCGUCGGACAAGAACUCUAAGAAGCCCAAGAAGAAGAGCUCGAGCACCGCCGAGGAGUGUCACUGGUCGUUGGAUCACGAAUGGGCCCGGGCAGUGUUUUCAGAGGUUUUGUUGGUCUCGAAUGGUCGAUUACAGCAACAAGCCAUCGUUGAUCCCGUCCUCUCGAAUUCCGCUUUGGCGAAUGGGGCCCCCAACAGUUCCUCGACAGGUUCUGUGCACAAGUCCAAGAAGUCGAGGUCGAAAGGAGCGCCGUCGUUCAAUCGCUUGCGCGCCCAUUCGAUCCCGUCCAUUAUUGACAACUCGGACGAACUUGUCUUACCCUUCCGCGUCAUGUUACCCCUCGAUGUUUCGUAUGAUGAAUGGAACCGACACCGCGGCGCUUCGAGGUCACAGCAUCGGGUUCCUCGGCCUGCGCCACCAACUUGCAGAGAUGCGAGCGAUGCGAGUGUCGAAUGGGUAUGCGAGGCCAUUUGUGAUCUCCGGUCGAGUAGUCUCACCAGUCCUUACUCGAGCGUACCGACGACACCCAAAAGAACUUCGAUGGAGGCACUGGGUUCAAUCACCUCCGUCUCUUUACCCGCAACCUUUGAUACGAACGGAGUGACAAACCCGGACCACUUGAAGAUGUCACAAUUCGAUCCUCAACCUGAUCAAGACUCGGACACCUCGUCCUUCGAAGAAGACGUCCUUAACCCCGUUAUUGACACCCGAGGAUUCCUCCUCUCCAAAGCCUCGCGCAUCGUGCAACGCCAAGUUUACCCCGUCAUGAACUCCGACGCGAGGUUGUUCAACCACGAUUUAGGCGAUGAGGUCAUGCCUUCGAUCGCAGAGAACGAGAGGAAGGCUUUGAGGCAUCAUGCGGGCAAGAGGAUUGAUGGGGAGGGGGAUGCGAGGAGGGCAAGGUGGUUGAAGACGAUUGAGAUGAGGAGUAGGAUGGGCGGGCUCUAUGGCACGCUUAGUAUCGAGGUGAGUUGGCAGGUGGGCUUGUGGUCUGGGGCCUUGCUGACCAGUCAUCGUAUGUCACUUGCGUAUUUACAGCUUGUUACACACAAACCCUUUUACCUACCACGCACGGUGAGUCCCCAUCCUCUUUUUGAUCGUCAGCCGACUGAAUUGCUGGCCGAGCACUUUGCUUCCCACCGAGCAGAAUCUGCGCGGCUCGCUCAACCUCUUCAUCAGCUACCAACAAGCGCGGACACGCUCCUUCUUUGGUAGCUCAGCGUUUGGGUCCAAAAAUGAUCUUCCAACGAUCAAACAUGUCAACCUGGCUGUCGAUUACUAUUCGUGGACCAAAGGUACGUGAACCGACUCGUGAUGCGUCUAAGGAUUUGGAAACUCAACCUUUGAUCGAACGGUUCUGCGCAGGUGGGAACGGAAAAGUUCGCAAAGAAGUCACACCAUUACGGUAAGUUAGCUAUCUUACGUACUUCAAGCGUGUCAAGGCAAGCACUGACAAGAGCUUCACCUCACGGUCCCUCCCACAGCCGUCUCAAAGUCCCCCUCGACCUUCCCCUCGCCUCCUGUCUCUCCAGCACCCUCGCUCGAGCCCCAUCCAACGCCUCCACCGUCUCUUCCGCCUCCGCUUCCGCGUCAGUUCAAGAAUCCGAUUCUUCCCUAUCCCAAACCCCCUCCACCCCCUCUCAGAACCGCUACAAGCUCCGCAUCCCAUUCGAUCUCCGCAACGCGCAAGCGAACUUUUUUGAAAACGUUGCUGAAUUGGUGCCGAGUUACAAGACGGCGAAUGUCGAGAGGGAGUAUACGAUCUCGGUUAGUGUGAGGACCGAUAAGGAUGAUGUGGAUUACUAUAUCGGUCAGUCCUUUGGGCACAAUUAGCGACUGGACCAAUUGUGGGUCGCUUGGCUGACUUGGUUCUCUUCUCGUACGGCGGUCAAUUUAGGGGUCGUGCCUUUCCAACUCACCUCGGGCGUCGCGCCUCUCAAGGAGGACGAGUUGGGUGGGAUCGACGAAGGCACCGAAGAGGAAGAAGAGGAAGAAUGA